Molecule: messenger RNA, 2653 nt
Organism: Stegastes partitus (bicolor damselfish)
Lineage: Eukaryota; Metazoa; Chordata; Actinopteri; Pomacentridae
Gene: ctu2
Product: cytosolic thiouridylase subunit 2 homolog (S. pombe)
Exons: 17
Coding region: 513-2045 (510 amino acids)
Biological process (GO): tRNA wobble position uridine thiolation
Cellular component (GO): cytosol
Molecular function (GO): sulfurtransferase activity; tRNA binding
Source: RefSeq, a predicted model, not a curated record
GGGAUGGCAAGAAUAAAAGUUAUUUUGUAAUGUCAUUUGGCUAUAUGGUUUAAAAUAGCUGUUAUCUAUUUUAUUUCAGAUUUUUUGAUUGACUGGAUACGAAGAACUGAGCUCUACAACAGUCAGUCAUUAUACUGUAUCAUCUGGUAUUUAUCUUUUUUAAUACUAGCGGAGUUCAUUUCUAAUCGAGACCAACGCGCCACACCUGGUGGGGGCAGUAUAGAGCAGGGCGCUGUUUAUUGGCUCACAGAUAUGUGUACGUCAUCAACCCGCGCCAUCAGUUCGAUAAACGCAUGUUUGUUAUUGGAAAACAGUAGAGAGCAUAGAGCAGUGGCGACGUGGAACGGAUCAGGACUUUGUCAGUACUGCUUCACGUCAGGACGACCACAGUCUGAGGAUUUCGCCGAUCGAACACUAAGACGCUGGUCCGGCUACAGCUGCUGUUCUGGGCUCUUCUCUCGCAGACUAAAGACAGCGGCUGGACUCAGCAGUGGGCUGCGGCCUCUUCAGGAAUGUGUCAGGUGGAUGAAGAAUAUCAGGAGGAGCUGGAGCGCGCGGACGGGCCCAGUGUUUCUAAGAAAUGUGUCAAAUGCAAAGAGGCAUCGGCAGCUGUGGUCAUCAGAGCAGGAGACACAUACUGCAGGAGCUGUUUCAAGGAGUAUUUCAUUCACAAGUUCAGAGCCAUGCUGGGCAAAAACAGAGUUAUUUUUCCUGGGGAGAAGGUGCUGCUGGCUGUAUCUGGGGGUCCUUCUUCCUGUUCAAUGCUCAGUCAAGUCCAAGAGGGUUUAAGUCAGAAGGCUCACAAGAAGUUGAGAUUCUCGCCUGGCAUUGUUCACAUUGAUGAGGGUGGUGCUGUCGGUCAGUCUGCGGAGGAGAGACAGAGGAAGGUGUCAGAGUUGCAGGCGGUGUUCAAAGCUACCGGCUUCCCCUUCCUCAUCCUGCCUCUUGAACAGGUUCUGGACCUUCCCAGUUCAGUUGUGGAGACGGCCCUGUCACCGUUAGAGCCACCGCCCAGCGCCUACAAAGCAGCUGUGGAUCGCUUCAAUCAGACCAGCAGCAGCGACUAUCUGCCACCACAGGAGCGGGAGGAGAAGUCACUGCCUGAUGUUCAGAAGUCCCACACACAGUUACUGCAGCAGCUAAUGGGCUCUGCUAAGACACUGACAGCCAGAGAAGACCUGCUCAACACGUUAAGGCAGCAUCUGCUGGUCCACACAGCUCGCACUGAAGGCUACAGUAAACUGAUGCUGGGAGACAACUGCACCAGACUGGCUAUUAAGCUGCUCACCAGUAUAUCGCUGGGCAGAGGAGCACAGCUGGCUCAGGACACGGGGUUCUCUGAUUCUAGAUAUGGUAACAUAAUAUCAGUGAGGCCAAUGAGGGACUACUCCGCUAAAGAAAUAGCUUUCUACAACCAUAUGUUCAACGUGCCCGCUGUUGUCGUUGCAAGUCUGGACACUAAGACAUCUGAAAAGGCCAGUAUCCAACGUCUGACAGAGAGCUUUGUCACCAAGCUGCAGACAGACUUCCCCUCUACCGUCAGCACCAUCUACAGGACCAGUGAGAAGCUGCAGACAGCAUGUAGGAGCUCGUCCAGCGCCGACCACAGUGACAGAUGUCUGCUGUGCGUGUGCACCCUGGAUACUGCUGUUGAGAAGGCCUCAGCCUUUCAGGCCACACUGAUCUCAGAGCAGCUCUCCCAGACUAAAUCUCUUGGAUGUAGGAAUCCAGGACAAAGCCCAGGUCCAGUGAAGCCUGAAUCAGCUGCUUCAACUGGACAGUGCUGUUCUUCUGCAGGAGGCGAGGAUUGUGGAAGAGCAACAAGUGGUGGAGGCUGCUGUUCUUUGACUACGGAGACGACUGAUCUGAAGAGUCUGUUGUGUUACAGCUGUCAGCUGACCAUCAGAGACAUGUCAUCAGUGGACCAUCUCCCUCUGUACAUCUUGUCAGAGGCUCAGAGGAGACAAAGGAGGGCUCAGAUGAGAGACGAGAUCAGUGAGUUCCUGCUGGAUGAUGGUGACGAAGGCAUUUACAGGGAGGUUUGACCAAACAGAAGUCAAGGGUUGCAGGCUGAGGUGGAGCGCAACGUGGAAAACCACAGGACAUCCCAGGGCCAAACACGUGUUCAACCUGAAACAGCAGCCCUGUAUUCUAACACCACAAGGACCUCUGUUAGGUUGUGAGUGAUUUAUCAGUGAGGCAUGAAAUAAAUAAAGUUGUAUUGUCCCCAAAGAAAACAUUAGUUUGUACAGUGUGCUUUAUAAAUGACUCCAGAAGAAAAGCUGGAUUGUGCCAGACCCCCAAGCGUCUGCAGCUUUCACAGGUGCCUCACUUGACAGACACUGUAGCAGCUACUGGUAAGCCUUCACACACAUAGGCACUAAAAUAUCAUUUUAUUUCAUCGUUUGCAAUAGUUACAUUCAGUAGGACAUUUCAGAAACAAGUUAGACUAACUAGCUUGACUUUCAUUCAUUUUUUUUAUUUUUGUCACUUUAGAAUGCAGAGGCUGGUUAAAGUGGAUGUUUGAAGUCUAAAGAAUGACUCAUUCUACUACUUUACGAUCAGCAGAACCUAGUGCCCCAGAUGUUUUGUACUUGUUAUUACUGUUCUAAUAUUUUUUAAAGUUUCUAUUAAAAGCUGCUGUCAAGUCACA